AUGGGGAAGGUGGCAGUGGGAGCGGCGGUGGUGGGAGCGGCGGCGGUGUGUGCCGGGGCGGCGUUGUUGGUGCGUCACAGGAUGAAGAAUUCGGGGAAGUGGGCCCGGGCGCUGGCUAUCCUCAAAGAGUUCGAGGAAAAGUGUGGGUCCCCAAUUUCGAAACUGAAACAGGUGGCGGAUGCUAUGACCGUUGAGAUGCAUGCGGGGCUCGCAUCAGAAGGUGGCAGUAAGCUCAAGAUGAUCAUCAGCUAUGUGGAUAAUCUCCCCACUGGUGAUGAGAAAGGGCUGUUUUAUGCCCUGGACCUUGGUGGCACAAAUUUCCGUGUCCUACGUGUACAGUUGGGUGGUAAAGAAAGCCGUGUUGUUAAGCAGGAAUUUGAGGAAGUUUCAAUUCCUCCACAUUUGAUGACUGGAUCUUCAGAUGCAUUAUUUGAUUACAUUGCUGCAGCUCUUGCAAAAUUUGUUGCUACAGAAAGUGAAGGUUUACAUGUUUCACCUGGUAGACAAAGGGAGCUGGGGUUUACUUUCUCAUUUCCUGUUAGGCAAACAUCGAUAUCAUCAGGGGCUCUUAUAAAAUGGACAAAGGGUUUCUCAAUAGAUGACACAGUUGGUCAAGAUGUUGUAGGAGAAUUGACCAAAGCGAUGGAAAGGGUUGGCCUUGACAUGCGUGUGGCUGCUUUGGUCAAUGAUACAAUUGGUACAUUGGCUGGUGGUAGAUACAAUAACCCAGAUGUUGUAGCUGCUGUGAUAUUGGGUACAGGCACAAAUGCAGCUUAUGUAGAGCGUGCCCAUGCAAUUCCCAAAUGGCACGGUCUUUUACCUAAAUCAGGGGAUAUGGUUAUCAACAUGGAGUGGGGUAACUUUCGGUCUUCACACCUUCCACUAACAGAAUAUGACCAAGCACUGGAUGUUGAGAGUCUAAACCCUGGAGAGCAGAUUUUUGAAAAAAUUAUUUCUGGUAUGUAUUUGGGAGAGAUUGUACGUAGAGUUUUGUGCAAGAUGGCUGAAGAAGCUGCAUUUUUUGGUGAUACUGUUCCACCAAAGUUGAAAAUUCCUUUCAUACUCAGAACUCCUCACAUGUCUGCAAUGCAUCAUGACACAUCUCCGGAUCUGAAAGUGGUUGGGACCAAAUUAAAGGAUAUCUUAGAGAUAUUCAAUACCUCCCUGAAAAUGAGAAAAGUUAUUGUUGAGCUAUGCGAUAUUGUUGCUACUCGUGGUGCCCGCCUAUCUGCUGCAGGAAUCGUAGGCAUCCUCAAGAAAUUAGGAAGAGACACAGUGAAAGAUGGUGAAAAGCAGAAGUCGGUGGUAGCUCUAGAUGGUGGGUUGUAUGAGCACUACACUAAAUUCAGGACCUGCAUGGAGAACACCCUCGAGGAGUUGUUAGGAAAAGAAGUCUCCAAGAACAUAGUCAUUGAGCACUCCAAUGAUGGCUCUGGCAUUGGGGCAGCCCUCCUGGCAGCCUCUCACUCCCAGUACCUUGAGUUUGAGGAGUCCUGAAGAUGGUUGAAGUAUAGGGAGAUUAAAGAAUCAUAACUGUUGGGAUUUUUUGUAUAUUAUCAGCUUUUGUGUUCUUAUUGCAACCCAUUCAGAACUAAGAGCUCUUUGCAUCUCCUGAUCCAAGAGUUCAUGCCAGCAAAUCCUUAAGUUAUGGUCAUUCGGAGCGUAUAAUUGAGCAAUGGAUCAAAUGUAAUGAGUGCCCGAUAGUAGCCAGAAGUUUCAUUGCUGCAACUUGUCACUCAGCUCCAUUCACAGUGUCGGAGGAUUAUACUGGUACACCCAUGUAUAAGUUCUCAUCUCCUGAAUUAUAAGGUAAUAAGAUAGGGGUAUGUAAACUCCUCUUUCGAGUUUUUGAUCUCUUCUCAUUUAGAAUAAAAAAGUAAUCUUACAGGUCAUAU
Messenger RNA from Durio zibethinus, 1895 nucleotides. RefSeq names its product hexokinase-1-like. NCBI's taxonomy places the organism in Eukaryota, Viridiplantae, Streptophyta, Magnoliopsida, Malvales, Malvaceae. The record is from RefSeq and is a predicted model, not a curated record. Gene Ontology annotation, cellular component: cytosol; mitochondrion. Gene Ontology annotation, biological process: glucose metabolic process; glucose 6-phosphate metabolic process; glycolytic process. Gene Ontology annotation, molecular function: ATP binding; D-glucose binding; glucokinase activity.